AUGGCGGAAACGAAGGAAGAGAGUAAAUCUAACGAAGAGAGUGUGAAACUAUUCGUAGGUCAAGUACCGAAGCACAUGACGGAAGAUGAGUUACUCACAAUGUUCAAAGAGUUUGCUUUGGUUGAAGAAGUCAACAUCAUCAAAGACAAAGCUACUCGCGCUUCUCGAGGUUGUUGCUUUGUGAUUUGUCCGUCUAGAGAUGAAGCUGAUAAGGCCGUUAAUGCGUGUCACAAUAAGAAGACGUUACCCGGGGCAUCUAGUCCUUUGCAAGUGAAGUAUGCUGAUGGCGAGUUGGAAAGAUUAGAGCACAAACUUUUCAUUGGCAUGCUUCCAAAGAAUGUUUCUGAAGUUGAAGUAUCUGAACUUUUUUCCCAGUAUGGAACUAUAAAGGAUUUACAGCUUUUAAGAGGUUCUCAACAGACAAGUAAAGGUUGUGCAUUUUUGAAAUAUGAAACUAAAGAACAAGCUCUUGCUGCUUUGGAAGCAAUCAAUGGAAAACACAAAAUGGAGUAUUUUGGACCUUCAAGCGGCAUCCAGCCACAAAAUCCUGUUGGUGAGCGAUGUGAACAUUUAAUCAUGUUCAGAUUUCAUUAUAGACCUGCAAUUGUUGUUUCAGUUUUGCUCGAACUGGAUCUAAGCUUGGGAAAGGGAAAAUCAAGCUUUGGCUUGUUAAGCUUAUUACAUGGUUCAAGUGUUCCUUUAGUUGUCAAAUGGGCUGAUACUGAAAAGGAAAGACAAGCCCGAAGAGCUCAGAAAGCACAAUCUCAAGCUUCUAAUGUGGGACAUGCUGAUUCUCAGCAUCCUUCGUUGUUUGGAGCCAUGCCUAUGGGCUAUGUACCCCCAUAUAACGGUUAUGGUUAUCAGGCUCCAGCAAAUUAUGGGCUUAUGCCGUACCGCAUGCCGCCAAUGCAGAAUCAAGCUGGUUACCACAAUAUGAUGCCUCACAUGAAUCAAGGAAAUGCUUUGCGGCCCGAUCUUGGCCCCAAUAUGAAUCCUAGAAACUAUCACGUACCUCCUGCAGGUUAUGUUGGUUCUUAUCCUGCUGUGCCAGGUAUACAACAUCCAAUGCCCUAUCCUGCAGGAAUGAUUAGUCCAAGGCCUAUGAAUAGUCCUCCUGGUUCUGUUUCACCUUCCGGUGGAAAUGGUAACUCUGCAACAUCUUCAGGGUCCAGCAAAAAUUCAGGCGGUGGUCAGAUUGAAGGACCCCCUGGCGCAAAUCUAUUUAUCUACCACAUACCUCCAGAAUUCGGAGAUCAAGAGCUUGCUAAUGCUUUUCAACCUUUCGGUAGAGUUUUAAGUGCUAAAGUUUUUGUUGACAAAGCAACCGGUGUCAGCAAAUGUUUCGGGUUUGUAAGUUAUGAUUCCCCAGAUCAUGCUCAAUCUGCAAUAAGUAUGAUGAAUGGAUGCCAAUUAGGAGGUAAGAAAUUAAAGGUUCAGCAUAAGAGGGACAACAAACCUGGUAAAUAUUGA
This is a messenger RNA of Vicia faba (fava bean), 1470 nucleotides long. The record is from the annotation of a GenBank genome assembly. NCBI's taxonomy places the organism in Eukaryota, Viridiplantae, Streptophyta, Magnoliopsida, Fabales, Fabaceae.